Ambispora gerdemannii is the source of this 205-nucleotide messenger RNA. Lineage: Eukaryota; Fungi; Glomeromycota; Glomeromycetes; Archaeosporales; Ambisporaceae. The record is from the annotation of a GenBank genome assembly.
ACUGACUAUUGGUGUUAGCACAAAUUUGGCCAUUUUUGUUAAUCGAGUACAUUGUUUGGAAAUGAACAGUGACGAAUAUUUUGACAUGGAGAUUAAGCGUCGUGUCUCGCACAUGCAGACUGAACGUCGAAAAUCUGUAAGUAGUCUCAGAAAGACAAAUAUAAAAUAUCGACUGGAAAGUCCUCGAUCAACAACUAAAAAAUGA